AUGUCAAAAAUCUUUUUCUGCAUCUUCCCAUACUCCAAAAAAUCCAAGAGUACCAAUGAAGACGACGUCAAGAAUACUGGUUUCCUCGAUGACAACAUGAAUUCCUCCGUUUGCGAGAUGUCAUAUCAUCACGUUGAGGACGUCUCCAAGAAGAAUCUUCAAAAGAAAAUUAGAAAGUUAGAAAAAGAAAAGGCUGCGUUGGUUGAGAUGAUGAUUUAUCAGCAUGAAAAUUAUAAGACGAAUCCGAUGGUCCAAGAGAAAUUUUAUAAGAAGGAAAAGCGUCAGAACUCUAAUCACUACACAAAAGUCGGGAAGAGAAAUCAGAACAAGUACUAUCUGAAACCUGAAGUAUAUGAAGAGAACACCUAUGACUAUAUUGACUUCCAUUGA
Molecule: messenger RNA, 390 nt
Organism: Caenorhabditis briggsae
Lineage: Eukaryota; Metazoa; Nematoda; Chromadorea; Rhabditida; Rhabditidae
Exons: 1
Coding region: 1-390 (129 amino acids)
Source: RefSeq, a predicted model, not a curated record